Molecule: messenger RNA, 907 nt
Organism: Stegostoma tigrinum
Lineage: Eukaryota; Metazoa; Chordata; Chondrichthyes; Orectolobiformes; Stegostomatidae
Gene: mrpl42
Product: mitochondrial ribosomal protein L42
Exons: 5
Coding region: 169-654 (161 amino acids)
Cellular component (GO): mitochondrial large ribosomal subunit
Source: RefSeq, a predicted model, not a curated record
CCCGGGGGCGAGGGCUAAAUAUCAGCUUUUCCGGUCCUUCCUCGGGCCACGGGGAGCUCAGAGAUUGAGUGGGAGGCUGUGACCACCCGCCGAGAGGCCUCUGUCUCUGUCUCUGUCUCUGUCUGUGUCUGUGUCUGUGUCUGUGUCUGUCUCUGUCUGACUGUGGGGAUGGGACGGGGACGGUAUCCAGCUGCUGCCCACCUGAAUAGGCAACACAUUGAAAGGAGCGUGAGCGCAGCCCCCAGGAUCGGUCUGCCAGGAGACAAGAAGAAGCUGCAGAUGCUGGAAUCCCAAGGUGGAGAUGGGCAUUGUGUCUGUCACAAGUCUACAUAUACUGCUCUUGCCAAUGACUAUAAUUGUAAAGUUGACCUUGCGAUCACAUCAGAUGGGCAAACAAUAGUUUGUUACCACCCAUCAGUGGACAUCCCAUACGAACACACCAAGCCUAUUACACGACCUUCCCCUGUAGAGAACAAAGAGGAGACCCAUGACCAGGUACUGAAGGCCAGGUUGGAUAAGGAAGUGCUGCGUGAUAAACAGGCCCCUACAAUUGAAGAGCUCAGUAAAAUGUUCUAUACAACAAAACACCGCUGGUAUCCAAUUGGGCAGUACCACAGGCGAAGGAUUAAACCCAAUCCCCCAAAAGACAGAUGAUACUCUGAAACCUUGAUCUCUGGAAUUGUAUGUGUUACUGUUGUAUUAUAUUGGACCAGAAAAGGUUUCAGCACCAGUUUACAGAGUUUAUGGUUUCAAUUAUGAUAUUUUGUGAUGUUUGGUCAAGUAGAAAAACAGUCUCACAAGCAGGACUGAAGUCCCUUACAAACAAAGGAAUGUAAAGACCUGGUUUGUCAUAAGAUGAAUUAUUGUCAUCAAUUCUCUGUGUUAACGCAAUAAAAUGUUAAAAUUA